This is a messenger RNA of Metarhizium brunneum ARSEF 3297, 1074 nucleotides long. The record is from RefSeq and is a predicted model, not a curated record. NCBI's taxonomy places the organism in Eukaryota, Fungi, Ascomycota, Sordariomycetes, Hypocreales, Clavicipitaceae.
AUGGGAUCGCAUAGCUUGCCUUCGCCCCCGGCGGAGGAGAAUAAAUCGGGAGCUUCUAGAAAGAGCACGUCGACAAAGUCUGUCAAGUCUACGAGUCGUGUUUCCAAGCGCGCCAGUGCCAGUGCUGCCGCUGCCCACCACCAUGAUCACGUAACUCACGCUGCGGGCAUGGAUGGCCGACAUAAGCGAGUAUGGAAGGCUUGUGAGAGAUGUAGAAUGAAGAAGACAAAGUGCGAUGGUGAAUUCCCUUGUAAGAGAUGUAAGGAUGACGGCCUUGUUUGUACAGCUGGGGUCCGCAAAAAGGUCGAGUAUAAGCAGCUGCCACGAGGAUACGCCGAGGUUCUUGAAAACACUCAAUUCGCCCUCAUUGCCACGGUUCACAAGCUGUACAACAUGGUGCGCAACUCACAAACAUGGGAGCUUGGCGAACCCGAUCUCAACGACCGCGGGCUCCCCGUGAUCCAUGAUAUCGCGCAGAAGCUCGGCUGCAUCCGGCCCAACAGCGACAUCGACCUCCCCGUGCACUCGGUGUUUCCCGAAGACGAAGCCGGCAUGGCAGAGCUCGCGCGUCAGCUCGAGGAACAGCAGAACAAGGACGGCGACAGCCAAAAGGACCUCAAGGACACCGACUCGUCCAGCUACCAGCGAAACGACCGUGCCUCGUCAUCGGAGCUCGACCAUUCCGACUUUGAGGACUACCGCAAGGCGGCAUUUGGCAGCGGCAACGCCAUGACACUAUCACCGCAGAGCUUCGCCGGCAGCAACGACUUCGACUUCAGUCCCACGGUGCCCGAGAUGGACCCCAGCGUCAUGUUUGCCUCACAAAACCAGUCCAUGCCCAACUUCUCCACAUGGUCCAUGCCCAAGUCUCAAAACAGCGGGCUGGCAAUGCAGCACUUUUUGCAGCAGGCAGAUGCCCUGCAGAGCAUGAACAUGAUGAACCAGCCCAUGGUUGAUCCUGAAUUCGGCACCAUCAAACCCGACAUCCUGUCAUGUCCCAACCCCGAUGUCAUGAUGGGCAUAGGCGACCCCAUGAUUUACGGCGGGUUUGACAGCGAGUCGAUGAGACUCUGA